AAAGUACUUCCGGUUUACUUCCUGCAUCAAAAAGUAGGCGGGGCCGGCAGCAGCACGUUCCUAUUCAUCGCAUCAACUUACUUACACACUGUACUCAGGAGAAAACCAAAAUGAAUGUUGAACAUGAAGUCGAACUUCUUGUAGAAGAGAUUAAGAGACUCGGCAAAGAAGGAAGUGACGGGAAAUGUGAGGUCACCUUUGGUGCACUGUUCAACGAUGACAAAUGUGCCAAUCUCUUUGAAGCCCUCGUGGGUACCCUGAGAGCCGCCAAAAGGAAGAAGAUUAUCAAGUAUGACGGAGAACUUUUACUUCAAGGUGUCCAUGACAGCACUGUCAUCAGUUUGCUUUGAUGAUGGUUUCAAUUAGCUGGGAUACCUGAUGUGGCUUAUUUCGCAUUAUCUCAGAGUGUGUUCGAUGAUUGUCUUUCUUGUAGUUUUUGUUUUCCUAGUGCUCUUUUGUGCCAUUACUCAUCUCUCUAUGCUAUAAACUCUUUGCACCCUUUCUAAAACUUUUGUGUGUUUUAGGGAGAAGGUUGUUGAGAGUAUAUUAUGUAAUGACACUUUGCCGUUGACACAGGGAGUCACAAAAAAAGUAUACCGUUGCCAAAAAGACACACAUGUUGGCCAAUAUUGUAAGAACAAUCAUUUGUAUAUAACUCAAAAUCAGUGCUGAUAAAAAAUUUGCACAAAUUGUAGGGAAAACCCAACAAAAUAGUUGACAGAGCGGAGCCGAAAAAAAGAUUCUGUUUCCCCUUCCAUGUUCCUAGUUCAUUUAUUGAAUUAGUUUGAAGAAAAGUGUCUGAAGUUAUAAACAAUACGACUUUUCGUUUUUUAAGCUGUAUCUUCUGGCACAAUAUGCAUUUAGUCACUUUUCUGUGUGAAUGCACCACUGUUAUUUAAGCUGUUUUAGACAACUGAAGGUGUUACUGUACAAUGAGUUUGGAAAGGUUUAUUUGCUCGUAUUGGAUUAUAAAACAAUUGAUAUUCUUGUGUCUGUUUUGGAAGUUUGCUGUAAAGAAAAUGUCAGAAGUCUAGGUACUUGCAAUGAUGUUUCAUCUGCAGCAUGCACACUUUGUGCUGUCUUUAUGUCCUUUGUGUAAAUCCAUUAUUGCCCUAUGAUAUUUUUGUUUAAUUAAAAGAUAUUUCUGUCCUGAAGGUCUAUUUUUAAACCAGAUAAGAUCCGUGUCAUCUGGCCUUUUCAAUAUAUUGCAAUAUUCGUGACAUACAAAUUAAGCUUUGAAUACUUUGAUAUAAAAGUACACUAUUUUUAUAAUACUUGACAGAAUGGGUCACACCCUAGUGGACAGAUAGUAAUUGUAAGUUAAGCUUCGAAGUGUGUGUGCGCCUGUUUGUGUUUGAGCAUGAUGAAAGUGAAGGAGGGAGAGGGAAAGGAUGAAGAGAAAAGAAUGAGAGAGAGGGAGAGAGAGAGAGAGAAGAUGAGAGGGACAGAGAAAGAGGAAAGAGGAGCAAAUACAUUGGACGAACGCAUCCCUUCUCCCUUUGGUCUCAUUGUGAAAGUACCAAAUAACGCUGAGAGAGUGUGCUGGCAUAAUAGUACGGUAUAUGAAGUGGUGAUGGUCACAGUACAGUUUUACUUUUAGACAUUUUUGUUUUAUGUGUUCCAAUUUUUAAAUGUAUUUCUUUACCACUGACACUGACAAAUAACAGCAUUAUCUUGAAUGAUAAUAAAGAAUGAAGUCUUUUUGA
Molecule: messenger RNA, 1706 nt
Organism: Aplysia californica (California sea hare)
Lineage: Eukaryota; Metazoa; Mollusca; Gastropoda; Aplysiida; Aplysiidae
Product: costars family protein ABRACL
Exons: 3
Coding region: 111-350 (79 amino acids)
Biological process (GO): regulation of actin filament-based process
Source: RefSeq, a predicted model, not a curated record